GCCUUUGGUCAUUUCCCCGUGGUUCUACUGAUCUUCUCGGGUACGCAAUUAGUUCGUACUUAUCUUCUUCUCAAUUACCCUCUUCUGCUUCCAUGAACAAAAUUCCCGGGUUCAUAUUCUUUCAUUUGAUUUGAUUCGAUUUCGCUCGGGGUAUUGGACUCUGUUAAAUUUUAUUGAACAUGAAUCGAUCGUAAUGUGUUUUGGUUUGGGAUGUUUGCAGUUUCUUGGUCUUUUUAUCGAAGUUUGUUUAGAUUGAGUUGUAGGGAUUUCAGUCUUUGGCGGGAAAUUCUGCGUUAGGGUUAUUGGUUAGAGUUUUGAGGUAUAGACGGUUAUGGAUUCACAGUUUGAUAGUUCCUCUAAUCCCACAGAGGGGUUCGAAUUGAAUGCCGGGUCUGAUCAGAACCCCCUUUUGACAACCGCAUUCGAAUUCAAAGACGAUGAUCAGAACCCCUUCUUGACGGACCAAUUUGAAUUAAGAGACGACUCUUUUGAUAUCAACUUCAGGGAUUUUCCUUCUCCUCCACUGGAGCUAGACUCGGUUAAUUUGGCUCCGCUAGUAGAUUCUUCCAAGGAGAGCGACUUUUCUGAUCUUGUUGAGGUCAUAGAUCAUAUACUGAGGGAAGAGGAUAUGCAGAAUAAGUCGAGCAUGUUCCACGACCCUUUGGCUCUCCAAGCUGCCGAGAAAUCGUUCGGUGAAGUCCAUGGCAACGACCAUUCUCCCUCGCACAUUCAACCCCAACUUCAGAGCCCUAACAAUUUUUCUAGUGAUUGUGGUUGUAGCAGCAGUAGUGGUAUUGAGUCUGUCGAACAUUUGGUUCAACCUGGGUUGAUUAGUGACCGGGGAGAACAUGACCCCUCUUUUUCGCAAUCCUCUCCUCUUCUCGUGAGCUGUGCUUAUCACUCCACUGUGGAGUCCACUUCACAAAUGCCCCUCAGUUCUCUGAACAGCUCCGGUAGUAGUUUUAAUGGGCUUGCGGGCUCCUCUCUAAGUACAUGCCUUGCUCCAAAUGCUUUCAAUGAGAGUGAGACUGCCGUGCUGUUUCGAAGAGGGAUGGAGGAAGCUAGUAAAUUCCUACCUCGUGAAAAUCUAUUAACUAUAGGUCUGGAGAGCCUUAAAUUGCCUCCAAAGUCUAAAGGUGAUGCUCCCGAGGUAGAGGAGAGGAAGUAUUCACAAAGUUGGUCAAAGGGAAGGAAGAAUCAUCAUAGAGAGGAUAUCAAUACAGAUAUAGAAGAAGGGAGAAGUAACAAGCAGUCAGCAGUUUAUGUGGAAGAGACUGAGUUGCCGGAGAUGUUUGAUAGAGUUUUGCUUAGUGACGAAGGGCGUGAGAAUUAUCUCGAGUGUGUUGCUGAUGAAGAUUCGCAGAAUGGAGCAGGCAACUCAUUGCAGCGAAAUGGGGAACCAAGCCGAUUAAAUGCUAGGAGCCCUGCAACAAAACGGAGAAAUAAGAAAGAAGGGGUAGAUUUGAGGACACUCCUUAUUCUGUGUGCACAAGCUGUCAAUGCUGAUGAUAACAGGACUGCAAAUGAACUGUUGAAGCAGAUUUGGCAGCACUGUUCCCCUUCUGGUGAUGGGUCUCAAAGGACUGCCCAUUACUUUGCUGAUGCCCUUGAGGCACGCUUGGCUGGCACAGGAACUCAACUUUAUACUGCCAUUGCUUCCAAGAGGACUUCAGCUGCUGAUAUGUUGAAAGCCUACCAACUCUAUCUCUCAGCAUCCCCUUCAAAAAAGAUUGCUAUUAAGUUCUCAAACCACUACAUUUUUACCUUGUCCGAGAAAGCAACAACACUUCAUAUCAUAGAUUUUGGUAUCCAGUAUGGAUUCCAGUGGCCCAUGCUUAUCCAGCGUCUCUCAGCUAGAUGCAAGCUUCUUAAGCUUCGCAUUACAGGGAUAGAUCUUCCCCAACCUGGUUUUCGCCCAGCAGAAAGAGUUGAGGAGACAGGGCGUCGUCUGGCAAAGUAUUGUGAGCGUUUUAACAUUCCAUUUGAGUACAAUGCUAUAGCCCAGAAAUGGGAAAGUAUCCAAAUUGAAGACCUCAAGAUUAACAGAAAUGAGUUAAUUGCUGUGAAUUGCCUGUUUCGAUCUAAGAAUCUACUUGAUGAGACUGUUAUGGUAAACAGUCCUAGGAAUGAUGUUCUAAACUUAAUCCUGAAGAUAAAUCCUGAUAUCUUCACUCAUUCUGUUGCUAAUGGAUCCUUUAGCAGUCCCUACUUUGUCACACGGUUCCGGGAGGCAUUCUUCCACUUUUCGGCAUUGUUUGAUAUGCUUGAUACUAACUUAACGAGUGAAAAUGAACAGAGGAUGAUGUUUGAGAGAGAGUUUUGUGGAUGGGAGAUUAUGAAUGUCAUAGCAUGUGAGGGUCUGGAGAGGGUUGUUAGGCCUGAGACAUACAAGCAGUGGCACGUCCGUAGUCUGAGGGCUGGGUUCAGGAAGUUUCCAUUGGACCGGGAACUCGUGGAGAAAUUGAGGGCUGAGGUGAAAGCUGGUUAUCAUAAAGAUUUUGUGGUUGAAGAAGAUGGCCAUUGGAUGCUGCAAGGAUGGAAAGGCCGAAUUAUUUAUGCUAGCUCAUGUUGGAUUUCUGCACAGAAGUCUUAAGGGCAGCUUUCCAGAUCAUAGAAUAAAGGAACUAUGAAAUUGUCCGAAACUGGAUUACUGCCUUUUGCUCAUUGCUAUGUGCAAUGGCAAAGGCAAUGCUAUUCUGCGAAUAUUGAUCUCUCUCUCUCUCUCUCUCUCUCUCUCUCUCAUGCACGCAAACGAGCACAAGCACAAACACAUGCAAGUUCAUUGAUGUAUCUGCAUACAUUCCGCAGUUGUGGCACUGAGUACCUUUGUUCAGAACACACUUGCGGUGCGCAGGCCUUAUCAUGCUGUCUUCUGAGUGAUGCAUAAUAUCUUGUCACUGCUAUAAAUUUGUAGUUUGAAUGCUUUUAUGGAAGGUCACGAAGGCAGUUAGUGAUAGGCUUGUAAUGAAAUUGCUUCUGCAAAAUGGGAGAUUCGGCUUGAAGUGAUGAAGAGGCUGUGUAAUUACAUUACAGAGCUAGAUGGAUUGCUAAUCAUGACAUUUUUCUAUUCCACUUGGCUCACUUCAUAUUUGGUGAGAAUGAAAAUUGGGUGUUUGUGCUCGUCUGCAUGUUUUGUAAAUCUAUACCAAGUUACGGCAUUUAUGUUGUCAGCUAUAUCAAUGAGAGUGGAGUUUUGGCAACUUAA
Molecule: messenger RNA, 3205 nt
Organism: Malania oleifera
Lineage: Eukaryota; Viridiplantae; Streptophyta; Magnoliopsida; Santalales; Ximeniaceae
Product: scarecrow-like protein 33
Exons: 2
Coding region: 332-2593 (753 amino acids)
Biological process (GO): regulation of DNA-templated transcription
Cellular component (GO): nucleus
Molecular function (GO): DNA-binding transcription factor activity; sequence-specific DNA binding
Source: RefSeq, a predicted model, not a curated record